GGGUCUUUUAUAAGCUGGGGCACAUCCGCGUCCUUUUCGUUCGUCCUCAGUGCAGGAUAACGCGGUUAUCAACUCCUCGUUCUCGUAAAACUAUUCAUAUUAUCCGGACAUUUCUUUCUUUAGCACCAUUGCUGUCAUCCUGUGCAGUACACUGCCUGUAAGAAGAGUCAAGCUACCUUCUGUCAAAUUUUAAAGGCUUUUCACAGUUAUCGUUGCCUCUUACUAUGGAUGUGAUAGUGCGUCGCUGUCCAUUCUUGGCUUGUGUGCCCCAAGCCUUCUUCCAGCAGUCCAAAAAGUCUCUUGUGACUUAUGCUCAGCGAUGUCCCAUCAUGAUGGAACUGGCCGCAAAGCCCAUGGCCCCUUCACUGGCUCGGGCCCUCUGCUCUUCAUCUUCGCAUCAGAAGACCGACAACAAGGCUGCAAGUAAUGCCCCUCAACAGGGUGGACAGUCCAAGAUGCCUGCUAGCCAUCCCAUGCCACCUUCGGGCCAGGUGAUGGCCUCCAAAUGCCCUUUUCUGGCAGCUGAGAUGAACCAGAAGAACAGCGGUGUGGUCCGUCAGGUUGCCAUGGAGUUCCAGGAGGACGUAGAGGAAGUACGCACUGUCCAGAAAGAAGUUUCCCCUGCCCAGGUGGCCAGUCACGCUAAAGGGGGAGAACAAAGUAACUUGAUCAAGACUCUUCUGAAGCAGCGUCCGAAAAGGGUCACCCACUUACUGCAGGACAACUUACCUGGCAGAAUGGCCCGCUUCCAGUACGAUGAAUUUUUUGAGAAGAAGAUAGAAGAGAAGAAAAGCGACCACACCUAUCGUGUGUUCAAAACAGUGAACCGUCGGGCCACCGAGUUCCCAAUGGCUGAUGACUUCUCAGGCUCUCUGGAGGAGAAGAGAGAGGUGUCUGUGUGGUGCAGCAACGACUACCUGGGCAUGAGUCGACACCCACAUGUAGUCCAGUCCAUUAUGGAUACUUUACAAAAGAAUGGCUCGGGAGCAGGUGGAACCAGGAAUAUCUCUGGGACCAGUAAAUUUCAUGUGGAACUGGAACAGGAGCUUGCUGACCUCCACAAUAAGGAUGCAGCAUUGCUCUUCACCUCCUGCUUCGUUGCCAACGACUCCACCCUCUUCACCCUCGCCAAAAUGCUGCCUGGUUGUGAGAUCUACUCUGAUGCGGGAAACCAUGCCUCAAUGAUCCAGGGCAUACGGAACAGCGGUGUUAAGAAGUUCAUUUUCCGCCACAACGACUUAGCUCACCUCCGAGAGAUGCUGCAGAAGGGAGACCCCUCCAAACCCAAGAUCGUGGCCUUCGAGACCGUGCACUCCAUGGAUGGCGCUGUGUGUCCACUGGAGGAGAUGUGCGACUUGGCCCACGAGUUUGGUGCCAUCACCUUUGUGGAUGAAGUUCAUGCUGUGGGCCUGUAUGGCUCUAGAGGAGGGGGCAUUGGAGACAGGGACGGCAUCAUGCACAAAAUGGACAUCAUUUCAGGGACUCUAGGGAAGGCCUUUGGCUGUGUGGGUGGCUACAUCGCCAGCACCUCUUCCCUGGUGGACACAGUGCGCUCCUAUGCAGCCGGUUUCAUCUUCACCACCUCUCUGCCUCCCAUGCUGUUGGCUGGAGCCAGGCGGUCCAUCCAGAUUCUCAAAAGCGAGGAAGGUCGCUCGCUCAGGCUCAAACACCAGCGCAACGUUAAACUGCUUCGACAGAUGCUGAUGGACGCUGGGCUUCCUGUCGUGCACUGCCCUAGCCACAUCAUCCCCGUCCGGGUGUCAGACGCUCAGAAAAACUCAGAGGUGUGUGACAUCAUGAUGAAUCGCCACAACAUCUAUGUGCAGGCAAUCAACUAUCCCACCGUUGCUCGAGGGGAUGAGCUUCUGCGCAUUGCCCCAACUCCUCACCACACUCCUGAGAUGAUGAAAUACUUUGUUGAGCGGCUGGUGCUAGCGUGGAAGGAGGUGGGUCUGGAGGUGAAGCCCCACUCAUCCGCAGAGUGUACGUUCUGCCAGCAGCCACUGCACUUUGAGCUGAUGAGCGAGCGAGAAAAGUCUUACUUUAGUGGCCUCAGCCACCCUAUCUCAGCCCGGGCAUAACACUAAUCAAGCCAUCGCUGGCUUGAGACGCCACAUAUUAUUCAUUCCUCUGUCACUAUCAUAAUAUGUAUUAAUUGUCUUCAGUAAGUCCUAUUAUUUGUAAUAUUUAAGAUAUUCUAUGUUUCAGAUGCUCUAUAAGCUUAAAAUAAACUAUGAGAGAGAAAACAAA
Messenger RNA from Menidia menidia (Atlantic silverside), 2250 nucleotides. The record is from the annotation of a GenBank genome assembly. NCBI's taxonomy places the organism in Eukaryota, Metazoa, Chordata, Actinopteri, Atheriniformes, Atherinopsidae.